AUGUUUUAUAUUCAUGUAAUAGUCGAAGAUCCUCCUAAGGUAUUAUAUGAAAGAGCUGUAAAUAUAGCUCAUAUAAUAGAUACCGGAACCUUUGAGGAUUUACUUUUAGAGGUGAUCAGCAACCAAUUUUUGGAUAAACAUGUUCUUGUUUUUGGCCGUGAGAAAAAAGAUGAUAAAUGGAUAUUGCUGCAAGAUGGGUUAACUGAUUAUUUUGCAAGUGAGAUCUGGGCAAGUGAAAAAUAUUGGGCUGAAAUUAUUUCUGAAAUUUUUAGUCUUACAAGUAUGAUACAAAAAUAUGCUAAGCAUUUACAAAAGUCUUCUCAACUUACUUAUAAUGCACACCAUUCUACUACAGUAGUCCGCACACCUAAUAAAUAUAGCAAAUUAUUAAUAAUUUUAGGUGUUUUAAAUAUUAAUUCUAAAUAUAGAAAGUUAGAAAAAAUUCUUGCUAAAAAGGAUUUUUAUGAGUUUAUUGAAAUUUCUGAAUUUCUUCCAACUGAAAGUAUUAAACAUCAUUGA
Cetraspora pellucida is the source of this 519-nucleotide messenger RNA. The record is from the annotation of a GenBank genome assembly. NCBI's taxonomy places the organism in Eukaryota, Fungi, Glomeromycota, Glomeromycetes, Diversisporales, Gigasporaceae.